Cuscuta epithymum is the source of this 1125-nucleotide messenger RNA. Lineage: Eukaryota; Viridiplantae; Streptophyta; Magnoliopsida; Solanales; Convolvulaceae. The record is from the annotation of a GenBank genome assembly.
GCUUGGUAAGAGAUUUAGCUUCCACAAAAUGCUAAAACCUGGGCAAUUAUGGAUCUGCUAUAAAUUGAAUUAAAGUUACAUGAAAUUACUUAGCUCAAUGGAAUCUUAAACAGGUGAUAGAUUAAUUUCACACCAUCGAUCAGAUCUGAAUCCAAACCAGACACCAAUUCAAGAUAAACCGGCCUGGAAACCAAAUCGAUCGAACUACAACAUCAUAGUAGUAGUAGUAUAGCGUACCGGAAAAAGAAGGCCGGCGCAGCCGGCAGGGGAAUCUAUAUAUAUGUUACACUCACUGUAUAAGCAAAUAAAGGUAGACGGGAAAGAGAAUCGAUUAACCGGCGUAGAUGUGAACUCCGAUGGCGAUGAGGAGAAUAGUGAUGACGCCGAAGAAGAUGAUGGUGUGGACCACAAUGGCAGCCCCGCUGGUAUGCAUACCCCCGAACUCAACCACCUUGUUCCUGCCCGGAAUCUGGAAGAGCAGCCCCGGAGUGAGGAGCACGAAGAGCACCACCGCUAUCACCACCGGCCCCCAAUCCGCCAUCUCGAUCUCCGGCGAUUUGAUUUUUCACGCUCUGCUCCGAUCCAACUGCUCUUCGCCGGCCACUCAGCACCUACAACAACUCUGAAAUACAGAAAAUUAUAAAUAACUCUUGAAUUGAAUCUAAUCACCGAAAGCUCUCACGUCUGUAAGGAGCAAGGAAUGAAGCGAAGUGAAUUUACAGCUUCGAACAAAGCACAGAUUUAAAGGCAGGCGGAUAGUGCUUUAUGGCUGUGAAACUAUAUUUUUUUUCCGUGCCGGUACGCCACGUGUAAAGGCGCGUCGUUUAAGACGCUACAACUAAAUUUAUAUUGGCAAAUUGUAUGUAUGCUCUCAAAUUGAAACGGUUUUAUACUCAUCCCAAAUUUUAAAUUUUUUAGAAUGUGCUUGAGAGGUGUGAUUUUAGCGAUUUGGAUCCCUGCAGCACGGUAGAGAUGCCUUCGGCAUCCAUCCACAGAGACAACAGGGGAGGAGAGGCUGUGAGAUUGCCUUGGUUGAAUCGCGUGACUAUUAAAUACAUGCAUUGUACCUUGUUGCUAUAGUAACUUAGCAAGGCAGAGAAUCCCCAUCCCGAUUUUAGAGAGGAG